AUUCCUUUGCUACUAUUUUCAUAAUUCAUUGAAAUACUCCUUGCUCUGUUGGCUUCUACUGCUAUUAUCGCUUGCUCAACCUGAAUAAUCCACUAGAGAGAGGAAAGAAACAACAAUGACCACAGUCGUCGAUAGCAAAGUAGCUGAUAAGAACGUAGUGAGUCAAGCUUCUACGCCUGAGCCCGGCGCUACAUCGCAAGAUACAAGGAAUGAAUCACCAGAGAACAAGAAAGUACGAGAUACACCUACAGUCGCUGGUGUCUCUCAGAAUGCUAGCACUGCGUCUAAGCCUGCUCAAAAGCUCAAAUCUGUCAACAAACCUGUGCAAAAGUUCAAGUUUGUUAACAAUUCUGCAACCACGAUGAAGAAGCCUAGACAUAAGAUGAAGGCAUCUUUCAAAAUUGAAAAAUCACCGGUCAUUAAUCAGAGGAGCUCACAACUGAACCAGGAUUCUUUGAUCAUCGAGCAGACAUUUGAUAAAGUCACCAGCAACUUCAUCAAUACAACUGACCAGAAGUAUAUCUUCCAAGUGAAUAUGAAGAGGCCACCAGGAAGACCAAGGAAAAUCCAGUCGGAGCACCUUCAACAACCAAAGGUCAAGAGGCCCCAAGGAAGACCAAGGAAAUACCCCCUUGUGAUUGCACAGGGAGAAGCAUCAAAUAAGGGCAAGACCAUCCCACGCGGUGAUGUUAAAAGCAAUAAUGAUAAAGACGGUGAUAAGAACAGCCACAGCAACAUUAGUAAUGAUGACAAUGACGAUAUAAACUCGGAUGCAUCUUCUUCAUAUGCAAUUGAUACUGAUCUACUACCGAGUACAUCUACAAAGGCUAAGCUUAGUAAGGAACCAGAGAACACAACGGACGCAAUCACUGUGGCAGAAAACCUCACAGCACACCUUACAGAGAACCUUACAGAGGGGCCGUCGAGCACAGAUCAUCCAAAAUCGGUAAAAAGAGGUAGAGGAAGACCCAGAAAAAACACACAGCUGGAUGAUCCAGCAUCAUUCGCCGCUGCCGUCGUGAUGAACAUGUCUGAAACGGAUAAAUAGAAACUGACGAUACCACUGCCAUUUAACUGGAUACUGUGUAGCAUCACUUAGCGAUACACCAUCAUAACAAUCGUCAUAAUAAUUAUAUAAUAGUUAUAUAAUCCAAUGACACAAAUAGCCGGCUGGUGUCCGGAUGUCGGUGUCCCCACGCGAA
Molecule: messenger RNA, 1202 nt
Organism: Williopsis jadinii
Lineage: Eukaryota; Fungi; Ascomycota; Saccharomycetes; Phaffomycetales; Wickerhamomycetaceae
Exons: 2
Coding region: 116-1048 (310 amino acids)
Molecular function (GO): DNA binding
Source: RefSeq, a predicted model, not a curated record